AUGCCUGAUAAGCCCGCCACCGUUGUCGCUUAUGCGGCUGGCGCUUCUCUGGCUGCCAUCGCUGCAUUCUAUGUCUUCGGACCUACCUUCUUCCUCGAUGGCGAGAAUUCCUACAAUACCAACGAUGGCCGGAAACGUACGAUCAUCGGCCUCGCGAACCCGGCCAAUGACUGCUUUAUCAACUCUGUGCUGCAAGCAUUGGCGGGAUUGGGAGAGUUGAGGUUGUACUUGAUCAAAGAAUUGCAUAGGAGACGGCUUGAGGACCCCGAUAUAUACGACUGUCCUCCCGCCAUCCUGCGGAAGGGUGAAAAAGCGGAUAAAGUCGUGAGUCUACAACGAGGCCCGGUCACUAAGGCAUUAAAAGAUAUGUUGGAUGCUCUGAACGAGCGGCCUAUAUACAAGAAGACUAUCACCGCUCGGCCCAUCAUCGAAGCCCUAGAGAGAGCGUUCCAGACACGGAUCAGUCGAAAUCAACAAGAUGCCCAGGAGUUCUUGCAGAUUCUCCUCGAAAGGCUCUGUGACGAGUACCAUGCAGCACAAAGGGUUCGGCUGAGUCUUCCGGGUGCAGUCAAUGGCCAAGAUGGCCAGGAAGCAGAACUGAAGCCUGCUGGGCUCACUCCCACAUUGAGCGGAGUCACCGUCGGAACCAACGAAGGCUUCCCUUUUGAAGGACGCAUCGAAUCCCAGAUCCAGUGUCAACGCUGCGGCUACAAGACGAAGCCCAGCGCCACGACGUUUGUCUCACUAACCCUGAAUGUUCCGCAGAAAAGUUCAACAUCGUUAGAUAACUGUUUUGACAUUCUGUUAAAAAGCGAGGAAAUUGAUGAUUACAAAUGCGACAAAUGCAGACUCAACCACGCAUUGGAGUGGAAACAGGAAAAAUUAAAAGCAGCAUCGUCGGACAAGGACCGAGAAGGAUUAGAGCAAGAUAUCGCACUGAUUGAGCAGGCCAUUCGUGAAGAUCCGGAGAAAGCCCCGGAGGGUGUGACCAUGCCUGAUUCCAGUCAGGCUCCGAAAUGCAAAAUCCGCAAAUCAACGCGCAUCACGGUGUUUCCAAAAGUCAUUGCCAUUCAUCUGUCAAGGUCCGUCUUUGACCCUGGAAGCUAUUCGACCAAGAACAUGGCCAAGGUAGCUUACACUCAACGACUACGUUUGGGCGGCCUACUCAACGAGAAGUGGUACAAACUGUUGAGCGUCGUCUGCCACAAGGGCAGCCACCAGAGCGGACACUACGAAUCAUUCCGACGGAAUCAUUUGUAUCCUCCGUUCGCAACUCCUGAACCAUUCCGUGCCUACGCGGACGCGAGUCGCAACAUGAGUACGGUACCGUCCACCGCCCCCAGUCCCAGCAUCGAUGCCAUUCAUGCCAACGGGACCACCACGCCUCUAUACCAUGGUGAUGGACAAUCUACAGCGUCUCUUUCUACGGCAUCAUUGUCCACGAGCAACAGCAGACCGGCGUCGAAGGGACUUGGUGCUGGCUUGACAGCCCAGCCUCCGGCAGAAGAGGGUUUGACAGAUUUGUCCCCGGUGAAGAGGUCCGACAGUCAAGCAUCAAGACCGCAAAUCCGAUCACAUGAGACAACAGCAGGGAAGUUUCGCCGACGCAAGAAAUCCAAUGAUCGAUGGUGGCGUAUUUCAGACGACAAGAUCAAAGAGGCGCGCACGUCGGAUGUUCUUUCUAUGCAACGGGAGGUCUAUUUGCUCUUCUACGAGCUGGAGCGCCCUGGAGACGAUGCCUCUAUCUGA
Messenger RNA from Capronia coronata CBS 617.96, 1749 nucleotides. RefSeq names its product ubiquitin thiolesterase. Gene Ontology annotation, biological process: protein deubiquitination. Bases 1 to 1749 code for a protein of 582 amino acids. Gene Ontology annotation, cellular component: cytosol; nucleus. Lineage: Eukaryota; Fungi; Ascomycota; Eurotiomycetes; Chaetothyriales; Herpotrichiellaceae. The record is from RefSeq and is a predicted model, not a curated record. The transcript has a single exon. Gene Ontology annotation, molecular function: cysteine-type deubiquitinase activity; cysteine-type endopeptidase activity.